CGCGUAAAUGGAAACUGACUCUAGUAAGGGCAGGACGCAGGCAACCUUCUUAUAAAUAAUCCUACAGGCUACAAGGAUAAUGAAGCAGUAUCGUGCGUCGUGCCCCGCAUAAGUUCCAGUUCAAAUCCUAACCGAGUCCUCAUAAAAACGGAUCCGAAGUUCAAAUCUUUGCAAAGAAGAAGUCGAAAACAAAUUCAGUUCGUCAGAAUGAGUACCAUUAGUACAAAAGAAACUUUGCUCACACUCAUUGAUGAUGUUGAAAUAAUAUGCCGGCAAUUGGUGGACAACAGUGUGGCACCCAAACAUCAGAAGCUGUCCCCACAAGAGCAGCAUGCAGUUGUGCAGCUUCUCAUUGCAAAGGAUGCAGAGCUUAAAAAGACAAUCAAGGUUGCCAGUGAUCAGGCUGCAGUUGAGAAGGUCAUAUCAGGAAUACAGGCGGAGCUUGCCAAGGUGGACAGUGCCAUACAGAACCUUGAACAGCAACUCUAUGAUGCUCAUCAUAAAUUGAGCAUGGGCUUGUAUCAGGCGCGGCAGAAACUGAAGAUAAUCAGCGCUGCUAACAAGCGGCCAGUGAACUCCGAGGAGCUCGUGCGCUACGCACACCGCAUCAGCAGCACCAACGCCGUGUCUGCUCCUGCCACCUGGCAGCAGGGUGACCCGCGGCGACCUUAUCCUAUCGAUGUUGAGAUGAGGGCGGGAGUGUUGGGCCAGAACUGCCAGCUACUGCACACCCAGCAACACCUCAGCGACUCGCUGCUUCAGCGACACCACAGCACAGACUCGAACAGCUCCGGCGUGGGGAUGUUCGCGUGGCAGCCCAGUGGGGAGUGCGCCAUCGUGACGGGGGGAGGUGGGGGUGUGGGAGUGGGGGGAGGUACCCCCCACACUACAGCCGUCGUGCAGAAGAAGCAGCAGGACGACGUCGAGGUUAUGAGCACAGACUCAUCGUCUUCCUCAUCUUCAGACUCCCAGUAACAUGAAAUGUAUUAUUUCAUAUCACUAUACUUACUUCCAUCGGUCAGCUAUUCAUCCUCACUUAUACAUCAUCAUCAUCAUCUAUCAUUAGAAAAUGCAUAUCAGUGUUCAUCAUCUAUCAUCAGAUUUACAGUAACCAUCAUCACCUAGCGUCACCACAGAAAUAUGUAUCGUCAUCACCUCAUCGAUCAAAAUAUCACUGUAACGUAACAGUUUCCGAGGUUAGCGUUUUGCAGGAUGAACUACCUACCAUCACGUUGAAUGCAUGCAUUCUUUUACAAUGGGCUCCUCAAAUCGAUGUUUAUUUUCGUUGAUGGCACAACGCGCAGUUUGUAUGGAACCCGAAGUCCUCGUUAACUGCAGACGAUUGAUUCAUGCAGAAUUAUAUACUUACACAUUUGAGAUGAGCGUUUUAUGCCACAUUAUUCCCACGGGUAUGUCAAGAGUUAUUUUUGAAGAUAAUCAGAGCCGCGAGACAGGCCGGGCUGGUUACUAUGGGAUUUCUUCACUGCGUGGUUUCCAUUUACUACAUUCAUAAAUGAGAUGACAAUCUGAAUUUUCUCAUGCUUACUAAGAAAUUUAUUUACAAUCUGUGGAAGCGAGUUGCCUCCAUGUCCGAUGUGUGCAGAAGACGCGCGCCACCGAAGCGCUCUUGGCUGCUCAGCUUCACCUCCCCAAAAUAUUCCAUCGCGUGUAAUUAUCUCCCGUGUCACGUCAGUGUUCAAGUGUCAGGUUAACUCGUAAGUCAAGUGUUAUUUUUGUACGAAAUACAAUGUAAAAAUAGCAAAA
Hyalella azteca is the source of this 1764-nucleotide messenger RNA. It is a transcript of the gene MED4, whose product is annotated as mediator of RNA polymerase II transcription subunit 4. The record is from RefSeq and is a predicted model, not a curated record. The transcript has 6 exons. NCBI's taxonomy places the organism in Eukaryota, Metazoa, Arthropoda, Malacostraca, Amphipoda, Hyalellidae. Gene Ontology annotation, molecular function: transcription coregulator activity. Gene Ontology annotation, cellular component: core mediator complex; mediator complex. The coding region runs from base 208 to 975 and encodes 255 amino acids. Gene Ontology annotation, biological process: regulation of transcription by RNA polymerase II.